Molecule: messenger RNA, 2279 nt
Organism: Rhodofomes roseus
Lineage: Eukaryota; Fungi; Basidiomycota; Agaricomycetes; Polyporales; Fomitopsidaceae
Product: alpha/beta-hydrolase
Exons: 7
Coding region: 78-2048 (656 amino acids)
Biological process (GO): proteolysis
Molecular function (GO): serine-type endopeptidase activity
Source: RefSeq, a predicted model, not a curated record
GCUAUAUAGUCCACUGGUGCGUGCGUUACCUCGAUCCUGACCUCUCGCUCAGGGACAUACGAUAGGUGCACCGGAUCAUGUCAGACUCAUCUGAGGCUCGCCCAGGAAGGAUUACCCCUGAGGAGAUCGCGAGGACAGACUCGAUUCAUUCCCCGAAGCUCUCACAGGACGGCGCGUAUGUCGUCUACUGCGUGGGCCCGAACUUCAGGACGGGCGAUCAUUCCACCACGGCACUCUGGGUUGCAGAAACGUCUGUUGAGAACAGCGCGAGGAAGAUCACGUCUGGAGACAAGCAUGACUACGCGCCGUCCUUCCAUCCCAGCUCGGGGCUGAUCUAUUUCCUCUCGGACCGGGAGAAGGCUGGUGGUCCAGCGAAGUUAUACAGCAUCCCAGUAGACGCCACAGUGGAAACAGACGCCUCCCUUGUCUUUACACUCGAGGAGUAUCAAAACUUUACGAGUUACGACAUCUCGCCUGACGGGAAUUACAUCGCGUUCACGUCGGCCAAGAAGGACGAACAAGACACGAAAACCAAGGUCUUCAAGAUAUGGAGGGAGAAGACCGGUCUUGCGUCGCUCUAUGUCGCUGACUUGCGACACCUCCAUGAGACGCCGCGAGUCCUCGUUAAGACGGAUGAACAUGUCCACUCAUUUUCUUGGAGUGCAGACAGUCGUUCCAUCCUGUAUCGCCUCUCUGACUACGCAGACGAAGAGUGUCUUCGCGGCCAACCCAUCCGCGAAGCUGUGGUCGACAUCCACUCGGGGAUCACGCGCGAUGAAUUCCUUCAUCCACGCAAUCCUAGCAGUGCAUCAGUCUGGCGCGAAAGAGGCGAUAUCGUCUUUCUGCAGAAUACAACGCCUGGCUGCUUCUUCUCCGCGCAGUCGCUUUGGGCACGUCCCUCGCCAGUGGCCGCAACUGCCCAUGUCAAGUAUGGCGAAAACGAUGGUACCCUCAUGAUCGUGGAUCUACGGAAGGAUUCUCAGUAUGCCGUCGCUGUUGCUCGAGGCCUGGGCACGAUCGUAGACGUAUUCGACGUCAAUCACAAAGCUUCGACCAUAUACGCAACGCAGGACGACCAGAUCUCUGGCCUUGAUAUUAAGGCGAUCUCUAAGGGGCGAUAUUGUUUCGUGAUCCUCCGUAGCUCAGCAGUGCGGGGAGAGCCGCUUGAGGUUUGGUUCGGCAGUGCGGAUGAAACCACAGGCGGGAAAGUAACGCACAAAUUAUCCUCUCACAACAUUUGGCUACCGCAAGAAAGGAUGCCUGUGAGCCGUCCGUGCUACUGGAUCAGUCCCGAUGGUCAAGAUGUGCAAGGCGUCAUCUCUCAUCCCAGGGGCGCGGACCUGAAAGCUAUGCCAACAGUGGUUGCGAUUCAUGGAGGACCUACAGAUCGCGAUAGCUUGGAUCUCACGUUCCAUUUUCUGAGCUGGCGUCUGUUCCUCGCGUCACAGGGCUAUCUUGUUCUAUCGCCCAACUACCGUGGCAGCAUAGGGCGCGGUGACGCGUUCGUGAAACAUGCCAACGGUGGCAUGGGGACCACAGAUUGGAUGGAUGUGCAAAGUAUGGUUGACCAGAGUAUCGCAGAAGGACUGGUGGACCCGAGUAGAGUCGUUAUCGUUGGGUAUAGUCAAGGUGGAUUUCUCACCGCAUGGGGCGUGUCGCGCCCGAACAGUAUCUUCAAGGCUGGCGUAGACGGUGCUGGAGUCACAGACUGGGGCAUGUUAGCAGCAACAUCCGAUGUACCGGACCUCGAGGCGGCUCUUUGCGGAGGUGCGACGUGGACGCCGGAAGAUACCUCGUUCUUACGAGGAAGCCCCAUACGUGAUAGCAAGAAUGUCAACGUCCCGCUUCUACUCCUACAUGGGGAACAAGACAAAAGGGUUCCGGUCACGCAAGCAAUCGCGUUCCUGCGAGGAGUGGAGAGGGUUGGACAGCCAAGCUCGAAGCCGAUGCUGGUGGUAUAUCCUCGGGAGGAUCACAUAUUCCAAGAGCGCACACACGUGGAGGAUGUCUAUCGACGGCUAGCUGAGCAUGUUGAAUCUUUUCUGUGAUUGGCAGCUGCCAGGACACGUACGCGAGCGACUCGCGAUGGAAUGCAUGCAUAGGGAUCGGACAGCAAUCACCACCGUGACGAUGCUACAUGCAUCUGAGUGCCGGACAGCGUCGUACUUAUACAAUAGCUAUCAUACUCGCCGAGCCCUAGCACUCUCGAGCAGAGUAUACCAAACAGGAACUAGAAGGAUCGUCACAGCGCGGCGUUGAGCGUCUUCCAACAGGGUCCA